AUGCAGAGACCUCUUCACCGGUCCCACUUGAAGGUCAGUGAACGCGACUGGGUGCCUCUCACGGUGAAUACCAAGCUGAGAGAAAACCCAGGAGACAAUCAGGGCAUAAAAGCUACAGGUCCCAGAGGAGGACGAGAGCCAGCAGGAGCACGUCACGUGGUUCUGGUUGUUGUGCACUUGAACCACGCACCUCUGGAGGACGCAGAUGAGAUGAGAGGAGCUCCCAGCGGCCGCUUCAGCGCUGACAGAUCGCUCCUGGAUCCAGUCCCUGCUCGCCCGCCUCUGACCCUCUGA
This is a messenger RNA of Knipowitschia caucasica, 294 nucleotides long. The record is from the annotation of a GenBank genome assembly. NCBI's taxonomy places the organism in Eukaryota, Metazoa, Chordata, Actinopteri, Gobiiformes, Gobiidae.